This is a messenger RNA of Misgurnus anguillicaudatus (oriental weatherfish), 1838 nucleotides long. The record is from RefSeq and is a predicted model, not a curated record. NCBI's taxonomy places the organism in Eukaryota, Metazoa, Chordata, Actinopteri, Cypriniformes, Cobitidae.
AGAUCGCAUAAGAGUUCAAAUCCAUCGGUUAAAAAGUUCUGGAGUAAUGAUGAGGACAACUUUUAGAAACGCAUGAAAUAUAAAAGUUUUUUACAUCAGUUUUAAAUUCUGUGCACUGGGGAGAUCUCAAAAUCGAUUUUAAGGACUUUCUACUUUCUGUGGCUGUCGAUAUCAGCUGGAGAUUUGAUGACACGCGAUGGAUGAGGCGGUCAAGGGUUCGAUAGACAUCACAGCUAUAGUACAGGAGAUCCUGCUGGUACUGACAGGAAUUUUACUGCUGGUUCUGCUGCACAAAAACUGGAAAAACCAAUCGGCUAUCCCAGGUCCUCAAUGGUUGUUGGGACUCGGCCCAAUUCUGAGCUACAGCAGAUUUCUGUGGAUGGGAAUAGGAAGCGCCUCCAACUAUUACAAUGAAAAAUAUGGCAGCAUUGCUCGGGUUUGGAUCAACGGAGAAGAGACCAUCAUACUCAGCAAAUCUUCAGCUGUAUAUCAGGUUCUGAAGAGCAGUAACUACAUUGGACGUUUUGCCAGUAAAAAAGGUUUGCAGUGUAUCGGCAUGUUUGAACAGGGCAUCAUCUUUAACAGCAACAUCGCACUGUGGAAAAAAGUGAGAACAUACUUCACCAAAGCUUUGUCAGGUCCAGGUCUUCAGAAAUCGGUGGAAAUAUCCGUCAACGCUACCAGAAAACAGCUUGAUGUCCUGCAGGAGUUCACAGAUCCUUCAGGACACGUUGAUGUGCUGAAUCUUCUGCGCUGUAUUGUGGUGGACGUCUCCAACCGUCUCUUUCUAGGAAUUCCUCUCAAUGAAAAAGAUUUACUGUUAAAGAUCCAUCGAUACUUCAGCACCUGGCAGACGGUUCUGAUACAGCCCGAUCUUUUCUUCAGACUCAACAUUUUGUACAAAAACUACCACAUGGCAGCAAAGGAACUUCAGGAUGAGAUGGAAAACCUUGUGGAAAAGAAACGUCAAAUCAUAAACAAUACAGAAAAGCUGGAUGAGAUGGAUUUUGCCACAGAGCUGAUAUUUGCUCAGAACCACGGUGAGCUGUCUGUGAAUGACGUGAAGCAGUGUGUGCUGGAGAUGGUGAUAGCCGCACCAGAUACGCUUUCCAUCAGCCUGUUCUUCAUGCUUGUCCUAUUGAAGCAAAACUCAGCCGUGGAGGAGCAGAUCGUACAGGAGAUAGAGUCGAAAAUAGGUGAGCGUGACGUACAGUCUGCUGAUCUACAGAACCUGAACGUUCUCGAGUGUUUCAUUAAAGAAUCACUGAGGUUUCAUCCAGUGGUGGAUUUCAUCAUGAGGCAAGCUCUGGAUGAUGACUACAUUGAUGGCUACAGGGUGGCAAAAGGGACAAAUCUCAUACUGAACGUCGGACGCAUGCACAGAUCAGAGUUUUUUAAAAAACCAAACGAAUUCAGCCUGGACAACUUUGAAAACAACGUUCCCUCACGAUACUUCCAACCAUUCGGCUGUGGUCCACGGGCCUGUGUUGGAAAGCACAUCGCAAUGGUGAUGACAAAGGCCAUCCUGGUGACCAUGUUAUCGAGGUUCACGGUCUGUCCUCGGCAGGGCUGCACCAUCAGCACCAUCAAACAGACGAACAACCUCUCCAUGCAACCUGUGGAGGAAGAUCCAGACUGCCUGGCCAUGCGCUUCAUACCACGAACACAGAAAACGUACAGCACUGAAAUGAUAGACUAACACAACACAAAAUAUAAACAAAAACAAUUAAAACAGCAAAUUUAUCAAGUUUAAAGUUGAUGGUGGCUGCUCCAAACCUAUAGGGGGCAACAGAGAGGCUACUGCUAUCCAAAUCAUUUGGGAAAAUGAUUAUUGGCCA